GCGGCGGCCGCCUGCGGGCUCUGGGUGCCCUGGGUGCUGCUGCGCCGGGGGCCCUGCGGGACCCUGCGCUGGCGGGUGCGCACCCGGCCCCCCCCCGGCCUGGCCGACGGCACCUACGGGGAGCACCGGCACCUGCGCCUCCAGGGUUCGGGGCUGCGGCUGCACUACGUCGCCGCCGGCCCCGCCGCCGCCCCGCUCCUGCUGCUGCUGCACGGCUUCCCCCAAAACUGGUUCUGCUGGCGCCACCAGCUGCGGGAGUUCAGCACCCGCUUCCGCGUGGUCGCCCUGGACCAGCGGGGCUGCGGCGCCUCCGACAAGCCCCCCGGCAAGAGCAGCUACCGCCCGGAAGCCAUGCUGGAGGACAUCCGCCAGGUCAUCGAGGCCCUGGGCACCCGCGGCGAGAAGGGGGUCCCCAAGUGCAUCCUGGUGGGCCACGACUGGGGCGGGGUUUUCUCCUGGGAGUUUGCCGCCACCUACCCAGACAUGGUGGAGAAGCUGGUGAUCAUCGACGCGCCUCACCGGGCAGUCAUGGCAGGUUUCGCCGCCCGCCACCCGACGCAGCUCCUGCGCUCCGGCUACGUCUUCCUCUUCCAGCUGCCCUGGCUGCCCGAGCUGCUCCUCUCCCUGGGCGACUUCGAGCUCCUGAAGACGUUCCUGACCGGGCGCCGGCUCGGCAUCCGGACGCCGGAGCGGCGGCUCACGGAGCCGGAGCUCGACGCCUACCUCUACGCGCUGUCGCAGCCCGGGGGGCUCACGCCGCCCCUCGACUACUACCGCAACCUCUUCGGGGGGAGCCCGGUGCGCCGGGAGCGCCCGCCGGCGCCGACGCUGCUGCUCUGGGGCGCCCACGACCCAUACCUGGACCCACGGCUGGCGCCCUACUUGCGCCGGCGCCUGGCACCCGCCGGGCGCCUCCACGUCGUCCCCGGCGCCGGCCACUGGCUCCCCGAGGACCGACCCGACGCUGUCAACCGCCUCCUCUGGGAUUUCUUCGGGGCGCCCGCCUGAGCGGUGGGUGGAGGGGGCCCCGGCGUCCGGGUGGAGGGGGCCCAGGCGUCCGGGUGGAGGGGCCCAGGCGUCCGGCUCUCGUCCCCCUCCCUGCAGUGCCUUCGCUUCCCAAGUGCAGUGAAUAAAGUGAGCUGUGGCCACU
Molecule: messenger RNA, 1150 nt
Organism: Rhea pennata
Lineage: Eukaryota; Metazoa; Chordata; Aves; Rheiformes; Rheidae
Gene: EPHX3
Product: epoxide hydrolase 3
Exons: 7
Molecular function (GO): hydrolase activity
Source: RefSeq, a predicted model, not a curated record